Lachancea lanzarotensis is the source of this 612-nucleotide messenger RNA. It is a transcript of the gene SNU23, whose product is annotated as LALA0S03e04544g1_1. The record is from RefSeq and is a predicted model, not a curated record. Gene Ontology annotation, cellular component: U4/U6 x U5 tri-snRNP complex; spliceosomal complex. NCBI's taxonomy places the organism in Eukaryota, Fungi, Ascomycota, Saccharomycetes, Saccharomycetales, Saccharomycetaceae. Bases 1 to 612 code for a protein of 203 amino acids. The transcript has a single exon. Gene Ontology annotation, biological process: mRNA splicing, via spliceosome.
AUGAAUGACUCGAAAUCUUCUGAGAAGUCGAGUUUUGGUCGGAGGACUUGGGACCGGGAGGAAUACGCCGAGUUAGGACGAACCUCAAACGUUUCGCCAAGAUCGCAUCUAGGUGAUUUGAGCGAAGCUCAAUUGCAAGCUUUAAAAUCAAGGUAUACUCACCAUAAAGAAUUGUUGACAGAUGCUACACAAAGUGCCAAUAAGAGAGUACUCAUAGGAUCUUUGACCUCUUACAAGAAGGGAAAGCAGUUUGGGUUUUACUGCGAGCUAUGUGAUUUGACGUUUAAAGACACUUUACAAUUCGUGGACCAUCUAAACCAUAAAUUACACCAGAUCAAGUUUGAGACUAUCUUUGGGGAACCAUUGAUCUGCGAUCUACGUGAUAACGACGAAGUCCCGCUGCAGGAGUUUGACGAAAACUAUUCCGCAACGAUGAGAGCAUUUUUGAAGGCUUGUGGAUCCUCUGCUGGUGCCAAACCAAAAAAAGGCCCUUUAAGUCGUACGGAUCACAGUUCAGAACUUGAGGGGCGGUCCACACCCGAUAAUACUGGUGAAAAAACUAAUCUCAGCGGUGUAAUGGGAUUUGGCGGGUUCGGAAGUACGAAAAAGUGA